AGGAAAUCAGAAAUGAGGAUUAAUCGGAAAUGAGAAUGAAAUUGAGGAGAACCUUCAAUUGGAACUUCAGAGAAAUUGGAAUUAGAAUCGGAAAUAGCUUGUGGAGAAACUCUUGGAAUCGAAAUGGGAAUGAAAUCGGGGUUGGCCUUUUGGGAAGCCCGUUCCCACAGUGCUCACUGCCCGGCUGGCCUGCCAGCGGCUGGUCAAAGACUUGGUCGGAUGCGAGAUCCCUUGCUUCAGCUAUGACGGUAGCAGAGAGUUUAAUGGACUUGAAAGGAAGUUCAGAUGGGAUCGGAAUCGAAAUUGGAAUUAGAAAUGGAAAGGAGCUUGUGCAGAAACUCUUGGAAAAAUGCUUUCGGGUAAAUGGAGAAUAAUAAUUGUUUUCUAGACGGUUUGGGAAAAUGCUUUCUGGUUCCUCCGUUGUGUUUUUUUUUUUUUUUUUCUAAUUUUAGUUUAGUUUCAGAUUUGACGCCGUUUCUAACCCGUGUUUUUAUUUAAUUAAUUCCUGCACUUGCC
Rubroshorea leprosula is the source of this 516-nucleotide messenger RNA. The record is from the annotation of a GenBank genome assembly. Lineage: Eukaryota; Viridiplantae; Streptophyta; Magnoliopsida; Malvales; Dipterocarpaceae.